AUGAACUUAUUAAGUCUAACCUUACUAUUGUUCACUACUGAAGCACUCGCCCUCACCGGUGAACGCAGAGCUAGAACUGGUACAUCGUUUUUGUCAAGGGUGGCCAGGUCAACUGAAGAGGAAGCAGGAGAAUAUGGGGCAUUAACAUUCAACAACGUUGGAUAUGAAGGAACUUACUACAACGUAGAAAGUAUAAACGUGGACAAGUGUGAGUGCAAACUGAAUACUGAAUCUCCCUUCAGUUUUGAAGGCCCAAACUCUCCAUUAGACGAGGAGCUUUCAGUCCACUUGAGGGGACCACUGCGCUUGAAACAGUUUGCUUACUAUUUAUCUGAGAAUGAAACCAAUAACGAUGCUACCUGGGAGAGGCUAGCAUACUACAAUUCCGAAACUCAGGCAGCAGAGAACGUCACCUUUAUGGGAAACGUUGGCGAGAAUUCAACCUGCCUGGGCCAAGCACUAGAUUAUGUUGGAACUGAUGGAAUUUCGAGUGCUAGUUCUUCUGAAGUUCUCGAGGCAGAUAACGAGUUAUACUCAGAUGAAGAGAUUAUCAUCUACUCCAACGUAACUUGUGAAAGCUCAGGAUGGAGUAAAGAUUGCGGUGUAUACAGGCAUGGUAUUCCCGCUUUCCACGGCUUCUCAGGAACAACCAAGAUGUUCCUGUUUGAGUUUGAAACCCCAGAAGAGUCUAAGUACUCAGAAGAUGACGUGCUGUAUUACAAUAUGCCAGCUAUAUGGCUUCUAAAUGCCCGCAUUGCUAGGACUUCUCAAUAUCCAACUAAUACUUCAUGUUCUUGUUGGGCUAGUGGUUGUGGAGAGUUUGACAUUUUUGAAGUUAUGAACUCGACCGAUUCUAACAAAUUUGUCUCUACGAUUCAUGACUUUCAAGGAACAGACGAAGUCCAAACUGGGCUAACUUUGAACGGCUACAUGCUCAGAACACCUGAAGAGACUCAAAGUGGAGGUGUCGUAUUUGGAAGCGAUGGAACCAUUACUGUCUUUCUUUCUAAUUACACUGACUUUUCUUCUCAGAUUGAGGCAUCAGUGCAGCAGAGUUGGAUUUUCGACCUUGAAGAGGAUACUCUAGCAACCACAUUGAGCUCUGCUUCUUCCGGAUUGUAUUCUUCAUCAAGUGAAGGAGCUGCUGUCUUAGUAGGCUCAUCAAACAACUGGAUCACCCUAGCGAUGGUGGCACUCUUACCCUGGAUUAUGUAA
Messenger RNA from Komagataella phaffii GS115, 1215 nucleotides. Its product is annotated as GPI-anchored cell wall protein of unknown function. Gene Ontology annotation, cellular component: fungal-type cell wall. The record is from RefSeq and is a predicted model, not a curated record. The transcript has a single exon. Bases 1 to 1215 code for a protein of 404 amino acids. NCBI's taxonomy places the organism in Eukaryota, Fungi, Ascomycota, Pichiomycetes, Pichiales, Pichiaceae.